Messenger RNA from Selaginella moellendorffii, 1003 nucleotides. RefSeq lists its product as uncharacterized. The record is from RefSeq and is a predicted model, not a curated record. NCBI's taxonomy places the organism in Eukaryota, Viridiplantae, Streptophyta, Lycopodiopsida, Selaginellales, Selaginellaceae. The transcript has 2 exons. The coding region runs from base 52 to 777 and encodes 241 amino acids.
UAGAGCAAUGUGAUCCUGGGAUUAGGGUUUUGGCUAGGGUUUUUGGGCGCCAUGGCGGUGGAGCUCGCUCGUCGCUUCCCACGGCGCCUUUACAAGCUCCACGAGGUGGAUCUCUCCAAUCCCUUCCUCUACGCCAAGAAGAGCCCCAAGGAUCUGCCGACGCAGAAGGUACUCAGCAUUGUUCGCACCCAUGGCCCGAUUGGAUCGCGCGAUCUCUGGGAGCACGCCGAGAAGGAAGGGAUCAAGAGCAAGACACACAUGAGGCGCUUGCUCGUGUGGCUCCGCAGCAAAUUCCUCGUCCACACGCAGUGCUUGCACGGCGAGAGCGCCGGCUCCAAGAAUCCGGGCAAGCGCAACAAAGCGGGAGGCGGUGGUGGUGGUCACGCGGACGAUCGGAUUUUCAGGUGGGUUGCUGUGCCUCCUGCUCCAGAUCGCCUGCCGCUCGCCGAUCCCAAGAUCCCCGAGCCGCGAGUGUACCGGAGGAGAGUGAUCCAGAAGCGCUUGAAGAGAUUGAAGGCCAAGCUGGGCGAUGCGUACGUUCGUCCAGCCAAGCUCAAGAAGCAGCGGCUAGCUGCUGGGAUCGUCUACAAGCCAUACAAGUAUGGGGAUCCCGAGAAGUUGAAAGCGGCAAAAUCGUUCUUUGAGCGGAGAUCGAUGAUCCUCGAUGCUGUGGCUACGAGAACUACUGGUGUCUACGCUGCUGCGGAAGCUGCCAAGGCUGCUACUGCUGCUGCCAGAUCGAAAAGGUUGGGCUCUUCACCGUCUACUCGAGUUUAAGAACUAAAGAAUGGAUGAGAGGAUGAUAGGCGUUUACUCAAAGUCAAGAAUGGGAAUUGGUUGAAGCAAAUUAGAACAUCGAAAUACUCAGAAACUACCGGUGUUCCGCUGGAAAGUAUCCUCCGAGGACUCUCAUGUAUUGAGCUUUGCUGUCCACUGCAACUCGGACAUGCUGCGACGACAAACGAUUUGAAUCAAACGAAUAACACGAAGAGCUUCAUACGAA